GCAAAGAGUCUGAGCGCGCCUACGAAGCCAUUAUGGCUCUCCACACACCAGUAUCAUAACCUAGAGAGGGAGGAGUCUUCCAUUUCUGGAAGCCGGAGGAGCAGCAUCCGAGACAGCGUAAAAAUUGGAGUAACGGUGCUCGAAGGAGACUGGAAUACGAAAUAAUAUCAUUUUAUUUUCAACAUAUCAACGAAAUAUACAUGGAUGCACAUUUUACGAGAUUAACAUGAAGGUCUUUGAUUUAAGAUCAGGUAGCUGCAACCUUGUUUUGCAUGUGCGGUAAUAUUCCAAGACAUAUGUGAUACAUUGGGUGUGCUCAGCGCGAUAACGGCGCUAGCAAGCUAUUUCAAACGGUAAAAUAAAUCCAGAUUGCUAGGAGAUAGCCAACCAUUUUAUAGUUAGCCAGCUGUCUUGCGGGGGAGCAAGCUGCCUACUCGGGCAGAGGCAUCUGGUAGGCAUUAGCCGAAAAUACAAUCUCGGGGCGUGCAAAGAGGUGUGUUUUGUGCAAACGGUUGAUAAAUCCCGCGUCCUCGGUUCUGGUCGUGGGAUUAACCAGCCGGGAGAGACGGAGAAGGUGGGGCCGAGGAGUGUCAAAAACGGUCGAGCUAAACCCAGCGCAUGUAGCUUGGCGCUCUAGCUAGCGGGCUAACAUUACCUCUCCAUCGGUUUUCCAUUUGGGGAUUUCAUUUAGGAAACUAGAAUUAUUCGACCAUUGCUGGGGUAUUCCGUGGCAGUUACCCCUCUCUCCCAACGAGGAUCAGUCAGAGCUGUACACUUGAGGCCAUUGGCUUCUCUACAAAUAAUACCGUGUGGGGCGAAUUUCACGGGGGGUAGCGUCCCCGUUUGUCUUGGACCAUGGCGGACGACGACGUGCUUUUCGAGGAUGUCUACGAGCUGUGCGAGGUGAUUGGGAAGGGUCCCUUCAGUGUGGUGAGACGCUGUAUCAACAGGGACACAGGGCAGCAGUUUGCAGUGAAGAUCGUAGAUGUGGCCAGUUUCACCUCCAGCCCAGGCCUCAGCACAGAGGAUCUGAAGAGAGAGGCCAGUAUCUGUCACAUGCUGAAGCACCCUCACAUCGUAGAGCUACUAGAAACCUACAGCUCAGAUGGCAUGCUCUACAUGGUCUUUGAGUUACAUAGUAUGGAUACAGCUGACCUGUGUUUUGAGACUGUGAAGCGGGCGGAUGCUGGUUUUGUCUACAGUGAAGCUGUAGCCAGUCACUACAUGAGACAGAUCUUGGAGGCGCUGCGGUAUUGCCAUGACAACAACGUGAUUCACCGUGACGUGAAGCCUCACUGUGUCCUGCUGGCCUCUAAGGAGAACUCAGCUCCUGUCAAGCUGGGGGGGUUUGGAGUGGCCAUACAACUAGGAGAAUCAGGCCUGGUGGCAGGAGGUCGAGUAGGCACGCCCCACUUCAUGGCCCCAGAGGUGGUGAAGAGAGAGCCGUAUGGGAAGCCUGUGGAUGUGUGGGGCUGUGGAGUCAUCCUGUUCAUCCUGCUGUCUGGCUGCUUGCCCUUCUACGGUACCAAGGAACGCCUGUUUGAGGCUAUCAUUAAGGGGAAAUAUAAGAUGAACCCACGCCAGUGGAGCCACAUCUCAGAGAGUGCCAAGGACCUGGUGCGUCGCAUGCUGAUGCUGGACCCCGCAGAGAGGAUCACUGUCUACGAAGCCCUCAACCACCCCUGGCUUAAGGAGAGGGACAGGUAUGCCUACAAGAUCCACUUGCCAGAGACAGUGGAGCAGCUGAGGAAGUUUAAUGCAAGGAGGAAGCUCAAGGGGGCAGUGUUGGCUGCUGUCUCCAGCCACAAGUUUAACUCCUUCUACGGAGACCCACCAGAGGAGAUGCCUGACUUCUCUGAAGACCCCACCUCCUCAGGGGCAGUAUCCCAGGUGCUGGACAGCCUGGAGGAGAUUCAUGCUCUGACCGACUGCAGUGAGAAAGAUCUGGACUUCUUACACAGCGUCUUCCAGGACCAACACCUACACACACUGCUGGACCUCUAUGACCAGAUCAACACCAGGUCGUCUCCUCAGAUCAGGAACCCUCCCAGUGAUGGAGUACAGAGAGCCAAAGAGGUACUGGAGACAAUCUCCUGUUACCCUGACAACAUGGAGGCCAAGGAACUCCGGAGGAUCCUCACACAGCCACACUUCAUGGCCUUGCUCCAGACCCAUGACGUGGUGGCCCAUGAGGUGUACAGUGACGAGGCUCUGAGGGUGACCCCCCCGCCCACCUCACCCUACCUGAACGGAGACUCUCCCGAGAGCACCAACGGGGACAUGGACCUGGAGAACGUGACUCGAGUACGCCUGGUUCAGUUCCAGAAGAACACUGACGAACCUAUGGGCAUCACUCUGAAGAUGAACGAUCUGAACCACUGCAUCGUGGCCCGUAUCAUGCACGGAGGAAUGAUCCACAGACAAGGUACGCUGCAUGUCGGCGAUGAGAUCAGAGAGAUCAACGGGAUCAGCGUUGCCAAUCAGACCGUAGAACAGCUCCAGAAGAUGCUGAGGGAAAUGCGAGGGAGUGUUACCUUUAAGAUCGUACCCAGCUACCGGUCACAGUCCAUGUCUUGCGAGGUAUGGACCGAUUCUCUUGUGUCUCUAGAAAAUCAGAAAGAGUCCCCCGACCUAUCCAGACAGUCGCCAGCGAACGGCCAUGCUAGUGUCACUAGCUCCAUCCUGGAUCUGCCCUCUACCAUCCAGCCUAAAGGACGACAGAUCUCCAGACCUGUCAUCAAGGACAAAAUGUCCAUCAAGAUCUACGUGCGUGCCCAGUUUGAGUACGACCCCGCCAAGGAUGACCUCAUUCCCUGUAAGGAGGCCGGGAUCCGCUUCCGGGUGGGUGACAUCAUCCAGAUCAUCAGUAAGGACGACCACAACUGGUGGCAGGGCAAGCUGGAGAACACUAAGAACGGAACCGCAGGGCUCAUACCGUCACCGGAACUACAAGAGUGGCGUGUGGCGUGUAUAGCCAUGGAGAAGACUAAGCAGGAGCAGCAGGCCAGCUGUACCUGGUUUGGCAAGAAGAAGAAACAGUACAAAGACAAGUACCUGGCCAAGCACAACGCAGUGUUUGACCAACUAGACCUGGUCACGUAUGAAGAGGUGGUCAAACUGCCUGCAUUCAAGAGGAAAACGCUUGUUUUGUUGGGGGCCCAUGGAGUUGGCAGGAGGCACAUCAAGAACACGCUCAUCACGAAGCACCCAGACCGAUUUGCCUACCCCAUUCCUCACACAACCAGACCUCCAAAGAAGGACGAGGAGAAUGGGAAGAACUACUACUUUGUGACACAUGACCAGAUGAUGCAGGACAUCAGUAACAAUGACUACCUGGAGUACGGUAGUCAUGAGGACGCCAUGUACGGCACGCGGCUAGAGACCAUCCGCCAGAUCCACCAGCAGGGUAUGAUCUCCAUACUGGACGUGGAACCACAGUCAUCUCUUGUUUCUCUUCAGGCACUCAAGGUGUUGAGGACGGCUGAGUUUGCCCCUUACGUUGUGUUCAUCGCAGCUCCCACCAUCACCCCUGGAAUGAACGAGCUUCCCAAGUGGUGCAGGAAACUGCCUGAUGACUCCCUCCAGCGGCUGCAGAAGGAGUCCGAGGGCCUCCAGAAGACCUACGCCCAUUACUUCGACCAGACCGUCAUCAACAAUGAGAUCGACGACACCAUCCGUCUACUGGAGGAGGCUGUGAACCUGGUGUGUACCACCGCUCAGUGGGUUCCUGUGUCCUGGGUUUAUUAACCCCUGAACCCAGACCAACCAACAUCAAACUCUGACUGUCGUCCCCCAUUCCCCAACAAACCCCGGUUUUCUUUUACAAUGCGUCUCUGUGGAACAUCUCUGUGGAAACCGUGUGGAUGAAGGAAAAAAUGAAUGAAAAAGGACCUCUGAAACCUCAGUCAGUCCUCCUGAAGAAAAACAGUGACUUCUGUCGUCUUCCUCUCCACUCCUUACCGACUGCCUCAAAGGCACAUGUUGUGUGUGUGUGUAUAUAUAUAUAUAAAAGGCA
Oncorhynchus gorbuscha (pink salmon) is the source of this 4015-nucleotide messenger RNA. Its product is annotated as peripheral plasma membrane protein CASK-like. The transcript is spliced from 28 exons. Gene Ontology annotation, biological process: protein phosphorylation; regulation of neurotransmitter secretion. Gene Ontology annotation, cellular component: basolateral plasma membrane; cell-cell junction; plasma membrane. Lineage: Eukaryota; Metazoa; Chordata; Actinopteri; Salmoniformes; Salmonidae. The record is from RefSeq and is a predicted model, not a curated record. The coding region runs from base 856 to 3747 and encodes 963 amino acids. Gene Ontology annotation, molecular function: signaling receptor binding; ATP binding; protein kinase activity.